AUUAAUUUCUAGAAAUAAUAUAUUUUCUAUACUUCAGGUUUUAAACUUAAUUUUAACAUGCAAUGAAGAAUUUAGUUGAUUCUUUUUUUCUUUUCUUUUUUAUUACUCUAUUUCUAAGCUUAACAAUACAGAGUUAAUUUAGCUAGUUCAUUUUCACUCUAUUUUAAAGAUUUAAUCGAAUGUUAAAAAAAAUUUCACGGUGAAUGACUCUUUUUUCUGCGGAGACCAAAGCACCGCCUACCGGGCAGGUUAUAUCGAGGCACAGCCAAUGAAAACGAACACCUCCAAAUCACCCAGUAAAAAGUGCGCAAUCUCCAAAAUAUUUUAACUAGUUUGCAGUGUGUUUUUGGAAUUUUAUGUAAGAGACUGUUGAUUUGAUCGGAAGUGAAAAAAGGCACCUUAUUCCGCAAGCAAAAUGGAUUUAACGUAUCGGACGGAGAGAAAAGUGGAGUCGCUGGUUUCUAAACUUUCGCAGAAAGCCAAUGCAUUUUCCAUAGACUCUUUGUUGGCACAAAAAGACCCGAAAGAAAUGGAUGUUAAAGUGUGCGAAGGACUCAUUUCAGCAUCAGAACAACCCGGAACAUCUAACCCAAAACAUGCCGAUUUACCACCAGAUGAUAUGAAUGAUAGUGAUCUACACUGUACAUCAUUUGAAGCCAAGCACCCCAGUCCGCCCGCGUCCCCCCGGAGUUCGGACAGUGGGUCUCCGAUCACGGCCAUUGACCACUACACAGGAGAUAGUUCCGAACUAGCAGAUGUUAGAUGUCGUUUGGAAUCUAGAGACCUGUGGAAAAGGUUCCAUGAACUGGGCACAGAAAUGAUCAUCACCAAAUCCGGAAGACGUAUGUUCCCCACCCUGCGCGUGUCCUUCAGCGGGCUGGAGAGUGACCAAGAGUAUAUUGUAGCGAUGGACAUCGUCCCUGUGGACAACAAGCGCUACAGGUACGCUUACCACAGGUCAGCGUGGCUCGUGGCGGGAAAAGCUGAUCCUCCCCUCCCCUCCCAUGUCUACGUCCACCCAGACUCCAUUUUCACUGGGUCACAACUCCAGAAGCAGACGAUAUCUUUUGAGAAAUUGAAACUGACCAAUAACGGAGUAGACAAAGUCGGACAUAUUAUUCUGAAUUCCAUGCACAAAUAUCAACCUCGAAUUCACAUCGUCAGGAAAACAUCGCUGACACCCAAUCCUUUAACAUCGUUGAAAAUGACGGAUCACAAAACAUUUGUCUUCCCUGAGACUGGUUUCAUUGCUGUCACCGCCUACCAAAACCAACUGAUUACGAAAUUGAAAAUAGACAGUAAUCCUUUUGCUAAAGGUUUUCGAGAUUCCAGCCGCUUGACGGACAUUGAAAGGGAAACGAUGGAAAGUCUUCUUAAAGGCCAAUCUAACGCUACCUUGGGGACAUUCAAUGAACAGCUGAACGAACAAAGGCAAACGAUAUUUCAAAGUCUAGGAGAUUCUGAACUUGCUCUUUCACUGUUGCAUGGAGCCAAUUUGGUGGCAGGAUCCGCUCCCACGAGUCAGUCCCUAGGGAACAUGACCAACAGGAGAUUAUCACUUCCACUUUCACCUCUCUAUUACGGAGCAUUACCUAAUCAGGAAGUCUUACGUCAUCAACUGUUCACCCCUCCGACGUCAUCCCCUCUUCUAUCGGCACACAGAUACCAUCCCUAUCUGAAAUAAUAGAGUCAUUACAUUUGGUGUAAAAGUCUAUGUGUUGUGUGAAGUUCGGACGGCUAGAUGGGAAUGCAAAUGACACUUAUAUCAGACUGUGGUGCUGGACAUUUCCACGUAACAUGAUUAUUAUGUAAAUACAUGUACAAAGUUCAUUGGUUGAUAUUCUAGUCACAUGGUUCUCUUUGAAAGCUAUGAAAAUAAAAUAACAAGUUGCAUGAA
Molecule: messenger RNA, 1897 nt
Organism: Ostrea edulis (European flat oyster)
Lineage: Eukaryota; Metazoa; Mollusca; Bivalvia; Ostreida; Ostreidae
Product: T-box transcription factor TBX20-like
Exons: 7
Coding region: 416-1684 (422 amino acids)
Biological process (GO): regulation of transcription by RNA polymerase II; positive regulation of DNA-templated transcription; cell fate specification
Cellular component (GO): nucleus
Molecular function (GO): DNA-binding transcription factor activity, RNA polymerase II-specific; RNA polymerase II cis-regulatory region sequence-specific DNA binding
Source: RefSeq, a predicted model, not a curated record